GGUAAUUCCCUUUCGGCGCAGUUGGCACGUUGGAGGAUGCGCGCGUGUGCGCGCGGUUAGAUUUCGAUUGCACUUGAAAAAGAGCGUAAUGGCUCGUGGUGGAGACGGAGGCCGGACGCGAGGCGGUCGUCGAACUCGCGGUACGUGAGACACGGGAAGAGUAAGGAAGAAAGGAAGAAAGAAAGAAAGGAAAAAAAAAUGGGAGAAGCGAAGACAAGAUCGGAGAACGCAAGCCAGUCGGAAAGAGAGUGCUUUCUUCGUGAAUCGGUGACGGUGAAGGUCCUCGUAUAUAAGCAACUGCUGGCAGUGCAAUUGUCAGUGUGACUCGUCCAAUCGGAAACACCAAUCGACUUACUUUCAACAACCGGAUGACGAUGUGGCGAAUAUUUUUAUUCACUUUGGCGGUGGUCGCAGCGAGACCCUCUCACUUCACCUCCCUGGAAGGCCACGGUCUUGCCAGCGAGCCGAAACUCAUCUCGGAAUCGGUUCAUCUGAAGGAAAUACCGACAAAGAUCAUCAAAGUCACCAAGACGGCGGUCGUCAAAGUACCAGUCCCCUAUCCGGUCAAGGUGCCCCAUCACAUACCCGUCCCAGUGCCGGUAAACCAUCCGAUCGCCGUUCCGUAUACGAAGUUAGUGAAAGUCCAGGAACACGUGCCGAUCGAGGUGUCCAAGCCGGUCCCGGUCGCGAUUCAUCAACAAAUACCAAUACCGGUGCCGAAGGCAGUCCCGGUGCCGCAGCCGAUUCCGGUUCCUCAUCCGGUGACGGUGAACAAGCCAGUCUUUUAUCCGGUACCACACCCGUUCCCGUAUCAGGCCAGCAGCCACUCCGAGGGUGGUAUCGGAGUCGGCGGAUACGAUCACGGGGAUCAUCUGAGCCACCAAUCGGAAAAUUACAGUUCUUACACGGUGGACCAGGAAGGAGGCCAUGACCACUUUCAACCCUCUCAACCCGAAUACAACUCGCAUCGUUGAACUCAUCGGUCUCUCGAUGAAGCGACUUUGCUUCACUUGUACCUACGUACCUACACGUGUAUUUGUAUGUACGUACGCUAGUUUAUCUACGCUUCGAAUGAACGCCGAGCGUCUCGGUGACUUUAACUGA
Frieseomelitta varia is the source of this 1104-nucleotide messenger RNA. RefSeq names its product cyclin-dependent kinase inhibitor 1C-like. NCBI's taxonomy places the organism in Eukaryota, Metazoa, Arthropoda, Insecta, Hymenoptera, Apidae. The record is from RefSeq and is a predicted model, not a curated record. The transcript has 3 exons. The coding region runs from base 369 to 974 and encodes 201 amino acids.